AGUAGUAGUAGUAGUAGUAGUAGUAGUAGUAGUAGUAGUAGUAGUAGUAGUAGUAGUAGUAGUAGUAGUAGUAGUAGUAGUAGUAGUAGUAGUAGUAGUAGUAGUAGUAGUAGUAGUAGUAGUAGUAGUAGUAGUAGUAGUAGUAGUAGUAGUAGUAGUAGUAGUAGUAGUAGUAGUAGUAGUAGUAGUAGUAGUAGUAGUAGUAGUAGUAGUAGUAGUAGUAGUAGUAGUAGUAGUAGUAGUAGUAGUAGUAGUAGUAGUAGUAGUAGUAGUAGUAGUAGUAGUAGUAGUAGUAGUAGUAGUAGUAGUAGUAGUAGUAGUAGUAGUAGUAGUAGUAGUAGUAGUAGUAGUAGUAGUAGUAGUAGUAGUAGUAGUAGUAGUAGUAGUAGUAGUAGUAGUAGUAGUAGUAGUAGUAGUAGUAGUAGUAGUAGUAGUAGUAGUAGUAGUAGUAGUAGUAGUAGUAGUAGUAGUAGUAGUAGUAGUAGUAGUAGUAGUAGUAGUAGUAGUAGUAGUAGUAGUAGUAGUAGUAGUAGUAGUAGUAGUAGUAGUAGUAGUAGUAGUAGUAGUAGUAGUAGUAGUAGUAGUAGUAGUAGUAGUAGUAGUAGUAGUAGUAGUAGUAGUAGUAGUAGUAGUAGUAGUAGUAGUAGUAGUAGUAGUAGUAGUAGUAGUAGUAGUAGUAGUAGUAGUAGUAGUAGUAGUAGUAGUAGUAGUAGUAGUAGUAGUAGUAGUAGUAGUAGUAGUAGUAGUAGUAGUAGUAGUAGUAGUAGUAGUAGUAGUAGUAGUAGUAGUAGUAGUAGUAGUAGUAGUAGUAGUAGUAGUAGUAGUAGUAGUAGUAGUAGUAGUAGUAGUAGUAGUAGUAGUAGUAGUAGUAGUAGUAGUAGUAGUAGUAGUAGUAGUAGUAGUAGUAGUAGUAGUAGUAGUAGUAGUAGUAGUAGUAGUAGUAGUAGUAGUAGUAGUAGUAGUAGUAGUAGUAGUAGUAGUAGUAGUAGUAGUAGUAGUAGUAGUAGUAGUAGUAGUAGUAGUAGUAGUAGUAGUAGUAGUAGUAGUAGUAGUAGUAGUAGUAGUAGUAGUAGUAGUAGUAGUAGUAGUAGUAGUAGUAGUAGUAGUAGUAGUAGUAGUAGUAGUAGUAGUAGUAGUAGUAGUAGUAGUAGUAGUAGUAGUAGUAGUAGUAGUAGUAGUAGUAGUAGUAGUAGUAGUAGUAGUAGUAGUAGUAGUAGUAGUAGUAGUAGUAGUAGUAGUAGUAGUAGUAGUAGUAGUAGUAGUAGUAGUAGUAGUAGUAGUAGUAGUAGUAGUAGUAGUAGUAGUAGUAGUAGUAGUAGUAGUAGUAGUAGUAGUAGUAGUAGUAGUAGUAGUAGUAGUAGUAGUAGUAGUAGUAGUAGUAGUAGUAGUAGUAGUAGUAGUAGUAGUAGUAGUAGUAGUAGUAGUAGUAGUAGUAGUAGUAGUAGUAGUAGUAGUAGUAGUAGUAGUAGUAGUAGUAGUAGUAGUAGUAGUAGUAGUAGUAGUAGUAGUAGUAGUAGUAGUAGUAGUAGUAGUAGUAGUAGUAGUAGUAGUAGUAGUAGUAGUAGUAGUAGUAGUAGUAGUAGUAGUAGUAGUAGUAGUAGUAGUAGUAGUAGUAGUAGUAGUAGUAGUAGUAGUAGUAGUAGUAGUAGUAGUAGUAGUAGUAGUAGUAGUAGUAGUAGUAGUAGUAGUAGUAGUAGUAGUAGUAGUAGUAGUAGUAGUAGUAGUAGUAGUAGUAGUAGUAGUAGUAGUAGUAGUAGUAGUAGUAGUAGUAGUAGUAGUAGUAGUAGUAGUAGUAGUAGUAGUAGUAGUAGUAGUAGUAGUAGUAGUAGUAGUAGUAGUAGUAGUAGUAGUAGUAGUAGUAGUAGUAGUAGUAGUAGUAGUAGUAGUAGUAGUAGUAGUAGUAGUAGUAGUAGUAGUAGUAGUAGUAGUAGUAGUAGUAGUAGUAGUAGUAGUAGUAGUAGUAGUAGUAGUAGUAGUAGUAGUAGUAGUAGUAGUAGUAGUAGUAGUAGUAGUAGUAGUAGUAGUAGUAGUAGUAGUAGUAGUAGUAGUAGUAGUAGUAGUAGUAGUAGUAGUAGUAGUAGUAGUAGUAGUAGUAGUAGUAGUAGUAGUAGUAGUAGUAGUAGUAGUAGUAGUAGUAGUAGUAGUAGUAGUAGUAGUAGUAGUAGUAGUAGUAGUAGUAGUAGUAGUAGUAGUAGUAGUAGUAGUAGUAGUAGUAGUAGUAGUAGUAGUAGUAGUAGUAGUAGUAGUAGUAGUAGUAGUAGUAGUAGUAGUAGUAGUAGUAGUAGUAGUAGUAGUAGUAGUAGUAGUAGUAGUAGUAGUAGUAGUAGUAGUAGUAGUAGUAGUAGUAGUAGUAGUAGUAGUAGUAGUAGUAGUAGUAGUAGUAGUAGUAGUAGUAGUAGUAGUAGUAGUAGUAGUAGUAGUAGUAGUAGUAGUAGUAGUAGUAGUAGUAGUAGUAGUAGUAGUAGUAGUAGUAGUAGUAGUAGUAGUAGUAGUAGUAGUAGUAGUAGUAGUAGUAGUAGUAGUAGUAGUAGUAGUAGUAGUAGUAGUAGUAGUAGUAGUAGUAGUAGUAGUAGUAGUAGUAGUAGUAGUAGUAGUAGUAGUAGUAGUAGUAGUAGUAGUAGUAGUAGUAGUAGUAGUAGUAGUAGUAGUAGUAGUAGUAGUAGUAGUAGUAGUAGUAGUAGUAGUAGUAGUAGUAGUAGUAGUAGUAGUAGUAGUAGUAGUAGUAGUAGUAGUAGUAGUAGUAGUAGUAGUAGUAGUAGUAGUAGUAGUAGUAGUAGUAGUAGUAGUAGUAGUAGUAGUAGUAGUAGUAGUAGUAGUAGUAGUAGUAGUAGUAGUAGUAGUAGUAGUAGUAGUAGUAGUAGUAGUAGUAGUAGUAGUAGUAGUAGUAGUAGUAGUAGUAGUAGUAGUAGUAGUAGUAGUAGUAGUAGUAGUAGUAGUAGUAGUAGUAGUAGUAGUAGUAGUAGUAGUAGUAGUAGUAGUAGUAGUAGUAGUAGUAGUAGUAGUAGUAGUAGUAGUAGUAGUAGUAGUAGUAGUAGUAGUAGUAGUAGUAGUAGUAGUAGUAGUAGUAGUAGUAGUAGUAGUAGUAGUAGUAGUAGUAGUAGUAGUAGUAGUAGUAGUAGUAGUAGUAGUAGUAGUAGUAGUAGUAGUAGUAGUAGUAGUAGUAGUAGUAGUAGUAGUAGUAGUAGUAGUAGUAGUAGUAGUAGUAGUAGUAGUAGUAGUAGUAGUAGUAGUAGUAGUAGUAGUAGUAGUAGUAGUAGUAGUAGUAGUAGUAGUAGUAGUAGUAGUAGUAGUAGUAGUAGUAGUAGUAGUAGUAGUAGUAGUAGUAGUAGUAGUAGUAGUAGUAGUAGUAGUAGUAGUAGUAGUAGUAGUAGUAGUAGUAGUAGUAGUAGUAGUAGUAGUAGUAGUAGUAGUAGUAGUAGUAGUAGUAGUAGUAGUAGUAGUAGUAGUAGUAGUAGUAGUAGUAGUAGUAGUAGUAGUAGUAGUAGUAGUAGUAGUAGUAGUAGUAGUAGUAGUAGUAGUAGUAGUAGUAGUAGUAGUAGUAGUAGUAGUAGUAGUAGUAGUAGUAGUAGUAGUAGUAGUAGUAGUAGUAGUAGUAGUAGUAGUAGUAGUAGUAGUAGUAGUAGUAGUAGUAGUAGUAGUAGUAGUAGUAGUAGUAGUAGUAGUAGUAGUAGUAGUAGUAGUAGUAGUAGUAGUAGUAGUAGUAGUAGUAGUAGUAGUAGUAGUAGUAGUAGUAGUAGUAGUAGUAGUAGUAGUAGUAGUAGUAGUAGUAGUAGUAGUAGUAGUAGUAGUAGUAGUAGUAGUAGUAGUAGUAGUAGUAGUAGUAGUAGUAGUAGUAGUAGUAGUAGUAGUAGUAGUAGUAGUAGUAGUAGUAGUAGUAGUAGUAGUAGUAGUAGUAGUAGUAGUAGUAGUAGUAGUAGUAGUAGUAGUAGUAGUAGUAGUAGUAGUAGUAGUAGUAGUAGUAGUAGUAGUAGUAGUAGUAGUAGUAGUAGUAGUAGUAGUAGUAGUAGUAGUAGUAGUAGUAGUAGUAGUAGUAGUAGUAGUAGUAGUAGUAGUAGUAGUAGUAGUAGUAGUAGUAGUAGUAGUAGUAGUAGUAGUAGUAGUAGUAGUAGUAGUAGUAGUAGUAGUAGUAGUAGUAGUAGUAGUAGUAGUAGUAGUAGUAGUAGUAGUAGUAGUAGUAGUAGUAGUAGUAGUAGUAGUAGUAGUAGUAGUAGUAGUAGUAGUAGUAGUAGUAGUAGUAGUAGUAGUAGUAGUAGUAGUAGUAGUAGUAGUAGUAGUAGUAGUAGUAGUAGUAGUAGUAGUAGUAGUAGUAGUAGUAGUAGUAGUAGUAGUAGUAGUAGUAGUAGUAGUAGUAGUAGUAGUAGUAGUAGUAGUAGUAGUAGUAGUAGUAGUAGUAGUAGUAGUAGUAGUAGUAGUAGUAGUAGUAGUAGUAGUAGUAGUAGUAGUAGUAGUAGUAGUAGUAGUAGUAGUAGUAGUAGUAGUAGUAGUAGUAGUAGUAGUAGUAGUAGUAGUAGUAGUAGUAGUAGUAGUAGUAGUAGUAGUAGUAGUAGUAGUAGUAGUAGUAGUAGUAGUAGUAGUAGUAGUAGUAGUAGUAGUAGUAGUAGUAGUAGUAGUAGUAGUAGUAGUAGUAGUAGUAGUAGUAGUAGUAGUAGUAGUAGUAGUAGUAGUAGUAGUAGUAGUAGUAGUAGUAGUAGUAGUAGUAGUAGUAGUAGUAGUAGUAGUAGUAGUAGUAGUAGUAGUAGUAGUAGUAGUAGUAGUAGUAGUAGUAGUAGUAGUAGUAGUAGUAGUAGUAGUAGUAGUAGUAGUAGUAGUAGUAGUAGUAGUAGUAGUAGUAGUAGUAGUAGUAGUAGUAGUAGUAGUAGUAGUAGUAGUAGUAGUAGUAGUAGUAGUAGUAGUAGUAGUAGUAGUAGUAGUAGUAGUAGUAGUAGUAGUAGUAGUAGUAGUAGUAGUAGUAGUAGUAGUAGUAGU
Sycon ciliatum is the source of this 4965-nucleotide messenger RNA. Its product is annotated as serine-rich adhesin for platelets-like. The record is from RefSeq and is a predicted model, not a curated record. The annotation marks the transcript as partial. NCBI's taxonomy places the organism in Eukaryota, Metazoa, Porifera, Calcarea, Leucosolenida, Sycettidae. The transcript has a single exon.